Messenger RNA from Acaulospora morrowiae, 633 nucleotides. The record is from the annotation of a GenBank genome assembly. Lineage: Eukaryota; Fungi; Glomeromycota; Glomeromycetes; Diversisporales; Acaulosporaceae.
AUGAUAUACGUUAGGUUUCAAGCCAUCGGCAGACAUUUCCUGGGAAUUCGUAAUAAUGGAACGUAUAAUAUAUUUCCACAAUUAAGGACAACUUCAUUUUUAUCGGCGCGUCGAUCAGACUAUACUAACGCCAGUUCUGACGUGAAACCUUUGCAACACCAUUCGACUCAACUGGACUUCCCUUUUAUUUCUACCUUUAAUAAAAAUAAGGAGGCUAAUAAGAAUUUACGCUUGAUCUUUGACGAUCCAGAUGUUUGGACCAAUUUUAUCUCCCGUUCUCACAAAAUAGCUCCAUUGGAACGUGAUACCUUGUCAUCAAAAGAGAAACUCACCGGAUUAUUUAGAAAUCCCGAAUUAGCAACACCUCAGGGUUUUCGGACUGCGGCUGAAAAGGUCUUAAGAAGGGCGAAGCUAUUAGUACAUAGAAUCACCAAUGCCAAGACCGAUGAUGAAUUAAGAAAAGUGGUAAAAAAUUUGGACAGGUUGUCAGAUAUGCUAUGUUCUGUAAUUGAUACUGCCGAAUUUGUAAGGGCCACACAUCCCGAUCCAAAAUUUUCCCAAUCAGCUAAUUGGGCAUACGAGCAUCUUUAUUCAUACAUGAAUUUUUUGAACACAAAUAGAGAUCUAUGGAAG